GACUGAUAAGACGACACCAUUUAUAAAUGUUAUCUUUACUACAUGUAUUAUAGAAUUAUAAUAAUGCGUUAUACAUGUGUUUAUGUUAAAUCACAAUGUCUACGAUUGUGAACCUACCGAAGACACUGUUGUUGUUGCUUAUUUUAGAAAUAUCAGGUUCGUCUUCUCAGUUUCUUAAUUGUAAUUGGGUCAAUCAAUUGGAUUGUGAUGGAUUUACUCCCAGUGUGGUGUGUGGCACCGAUGGCAUCACCUAUGCUAACCGAUGCUUACUAGCAAAAGCACAAUGUCUCGACAAAAUAUUGCGUACGAGAGAUGAUGGACCUUGUAAAAAUUCUGAAGUGGCUGUGACAAAAACGGCAACAACAUCUAGAUACACAACGAGCACUACGCGUCCUACAACAUCUUUCCUUCCACUUACAACACGCCCUACUACAACUGUACGUCCAUCUACAACACGCCCUACUACAACUGUACGUUCAUCUACAACACGCCCAACUACAACAUCAACUACACCAGCAAAGCCUACUAGUGAUCCCUUAAGCGUGAUUUGUGACACGAUGACAGGAGUCCAUUGUGUUAACGAUAUAGAACCUAUUUGUGGUUCAAAUGGGAGGACAUAUAUCAAUGCAUGCGAGUUUCACAUUGAAGUAUGCAAACAACAUGACCUGACAAUCAAACACACUGGCUUCUGUUAAAUAGAUAUUUGAGAUGUAUAGAAACCUGAAAAUACAUUAAAACAAUUCUACUUUGA
Molecule: messenger RNA, 751 nt
Organism: Ruditapes philippinarum (Manila clam)
Lineage: Eukaryota; Metazoa; Mollusca; Bivalvia; Venerida; Veneridae
Product: salivary glue protein Sgs-3-like
Exons: 5
Coding region: 96-695 (199 amino acids)
Biological process (GO): multicellular organism development; cell differentiation
Molecular function (GO): protein binding
Source: RefSeq, a predicted model, not a curated record